Marmota monax (woodchuck) is the source of this 2448-nucleotide messenger RNA. RefSeq names its product secretogranin II (gene Scg2). Lineage: Eukaryota; Metazoa; Chordata; Mammalia; Rodentia; Sciuridae. Gene Ontology annotation, cellular component: secretory granule. The transcript is spliced from 2 exons. The record is from RefSeq and is a predicted model, not a curated record. The coding region runs from base 169 to 2028 and encodes 619 amino acids.
UGGCUGAGCCGGUGACGUCAGUGUGCAGUGCGGAGUCAGGCGCGGCGGCUCCCUAUAAGCCGAGGAGCUGUCCGGGUGCUGAAACGGCCCGAGGAGCUCAGCCUGCGGACCAGGAGGAACAUGCUGUGGACCUUCCCUGCCCUGUAAGACAGAGGAAAUCUUUAAAACAUGGCAGAAGCUAAGACCCACCAGCUUGGAGCAGCCCUGUCUCUUAUCCAUUUAAUUUUCUUCAUCUCUGGAGUUGAGGCAGCUUCAUUUCAGAGAAACCAGCUUCUUCAGAAAGAACCAGACCCAAGAUUGGAAAAUGCCCAAAAGUUUCCCAGUCCCGAGAUGAUCAGGGCUUUGGAGUACAUAGAAAAGCUCCGGCAGCAAGCUCACAAAGAAGAAAGCAGCCCAGACUAUAAUCCCUACCAAGGUGUCUCUGUUCCCCUUCAGCCAAAAGAAAAUGGUGAGGAAAGCCACCUGCUGGAGAGCUCAAGGGAUUCGCUGAGCGAAGAUGAGUGGAUGAAGAUAAUCCUUGAAGCUCUGAGGCAGGCAGAAAGUGAGCCUCAAUCUGUACUGAAAGAAAACAAGCCCUAUGCCGUGAAUUCGGAAAAGAACUUCCCAGGGGAUGUGACGGAUGAUUACGAAACUCAACAGUGGCCAGAGAGGAAGCUCAAGCACAUGCGAUUCCCUCUGAUGUAUGAAGAGAAUUCCAGGGACAACCCCUUCAAACGCACAAAUGAAAUAGUAGAGGAACAGUACACACCUCAAAGUCUUGCUACCCUGGAGUCUGUCUUCCAAGAGCUGGGGAAACUGACAGGACCAAACAACCAGAAAAGGGAGAGGGCUGAUGAGGAGCAAAAGCUGUACACAGACGACGAAGAUGACAUCUAUAAGGCCAGUAACAUCGCCUAUGAAGAUGUGGUCGGGGGAGAAGAUUGGAACCCAGUGGAGGAGAAAAUAGAGACUCACACCCAGGAAGAGGUGAGGGACAGCAAAGAGAACAUGGGAAAAAAUGAACAAGUCAAUGAAGAAAUGAAGCGUUCGGGGCAGCAGGGGCUCCAGGAUGAAGAUCUCCAGAAAGAGAAUAAAGUCCAGCUCUCAGACGACGUUGCCAAAGUAAUCGCCUAUUUGAAAAGGUUAGUGAGUGCCGCAGGGGGUGGGAGGUCUCAGAAUGGGCAAAAUGGGGAAAGAGCAGCCAAGCUCUUUGAGAAACCACUCGAUUCUCAGUCUAUUUAUCAGUUGAUUGAAAUCUCCAGGAAUUUACAGAUACCCCCUGAAGACCUGAUCGACAUGCUCAAAACUGGGGAGAAGCCAAGUGGGUCAGUGGAGCCUGAGCAGGACCUCGACCUUCCUGCUGACCUAGACGAUGUUUCAGAGGCUGACUUAGACCAUCCGGACCUGUUCCCAAAUAAGAUGCUCUCCAAGAGUGGGUACCCCAAGACACCUGGUCAUGCCGUGACAGAGGCCUUACCAGAUGGACUCAGUGUUGAGGACAUUUUAAAUCUUUUAGGGAUGGAGAGUGCAACCAAUCAAAAGCCUCCAUAUUUUCCCAAUCAGUAUAACAGAGAGAAGGUUCUGCUGAGGCUCCCCUACGGUCCUGGAAGAUCUAGAGCAAACCAGCUUCCCAAAGCUGCCUGGAUGCCUGAUGUUGAAAACAGACAAGUGGCCUUCGAAAACCCGAAUGACAAGGACCAAGAGUUAGGAGAGUACUUGGCCCGGAUGCUGGUGAAGUACCCUGAGAUCAUGAAUUCAAACCAGGUGAAGCGAGUGCCCAGUCCAGGCUCAUCUGAAGAUGACCUACAGGAAGAAGACCAACUGGAGCAGGUAAUCAAGGAGCAUUUGAGCCAAGGCAACUCUCAGGAGACUGAGAAACCGUCCCCGGUGAGCAAGAGAUUCCCGGUGGGGUCCCCGAAGAAUGACGACACCCCGAACAGACAGUACUUGGAUGAAGACCUGCUAAUGAAAGUUCUGGAGUACCUCAACCAAGAAAAGGCAGAAAAGGGGAGGGAGCACGUUGCAAAGCGAGCCAUGGAAAAUAUGUAGGCGGCUUUCCUCAACUGCCCAAUUUUCACUCCUCUCACCCCAAGUGAACCCCAGCAUUUCUCUUUAGUGUGUUGACUUCUAUCCUGUUAACACUGUACUAUCUUUAAAUGAUGUACAGGCAGAUGAUUCCAGGUCACUGGGGAGUCUGCUUCACUCGCUCUGAGUUGUUCUCUUGUGUAUGGAUCUGUGUAAAUGUUAUGACUCUGGAUUAAAAAAAUUAUUAUGUCCUUUAUUCAAGAAAGAUAUCUAUGAUAGUGUUUAACAGUGUAUCUAAUGGCUGUGGCAUUGUUGAUGCUCACAUAUGAUAAAGAGUGUCCUAUAAUUCUCUUGAAAAUUUUUAAGAUUUACUGAAUUAUUUUGUUACUGUCUGUAGUGUUUUGUGGAGUACUGGAGCAAAACCAAUAAAGCAUUAUAAAUAUA